UCUCUUGUGCCCACUCUGUGCUCUUUGAUUGGACAAGGCAGUAACGUUAGCAACCACGCAGAACAGCCAAGGAGUGUAAAUGUUCAAAACGAAAACGUUAACAGCACAACCAACGCGAAUAUUCCGACUUUCAAGUGGAAUAUAACCUACCUUGUCAGCACCGACGACGUUUAUCGCAAAGCAGCUGUCGGGUGAGCAAUGCCGCCGGCCCCCAGCUGCGACUGCCCCCACCUGGACUGCGUGGGGGAGAUCACCAAGGAGGAACUCAUCCACAAAUCACAUGGCCAGUGUCAAGACUGUAAAGUUGGAGGACCAAAUUUGUGGGCUUGUUUGGAGAAUGGCUGUGCAUACGUCGGCUGCGGAGAAUCCCAUGUGGACCAUAGCACCGGACACUCGCAGGAGACCGGCCACAACCUGACGGUGAACCUGACCACGCUGCGAGUGUGGUGUUAUGCCUGUGGCAAGGAGGUCUUCUUGGACCGUAAACUAGUCCCUCAGCCCCCGCAGUCCAACAGCAAGCCUCUUGCUUCCUCUCAGCAGGGUAACAACAGAGCCUCUCCUCUGAGCCCCGCCUCCCUCCGUGUGACCCCCAAUGGCGUUUCCGAAGACCUGGAUAUGGAGACGGAGGAAGAGGAUGACAUGCGUGCUCGAGGCUUGACUGGACUGAAGAACAUCGGCAACACAUGCUACAUGAACGCUGCUCUACAGGCCCUGUCCAACUGCCCGCCCUUGACGCAAUUUUUCCUCGAGUGCGGCGGCCUGGUUCGGACAGACAAGAAGCCAGCGCUUUGCAAGAGCUACCAGAAACUCGUGUCUGACCUGUGGCACAAGAACAGACCCUCCUACGUGGUCCCGACUAAUCUGUUCCAGGGAAUCAAAGCCAUAAACCCAAUGUUCAGAGGAUAUUCUCAGCAGGACUCGCAGGAGUUUCUGCGCUGCUUGAUGGACCAGCUGCACGAAGAGUUGAAGGAGACGCUGCCGGAGCCAUACGAGCCAUCCGGCAGCGUCACUGUGGAUGACAGCCCGCCCAAGGAGGAGAACCAUAACCAGUCAGACAACGACUUUCAGUCAUGCGAGUCGUGCGGGUGCAGCGAUCGGGCCGAUAGCGAAGUACUCCACGCAGACGUGCCCACUGUCGUCGUUGACAACGAGGCUGAGAUGCUGAUUCCCGAGCAGGACGACGUCCAGGCCAACAGAGAGUGGCAAAAGGAGAAGAACAUGAUCAACGACAUCUACCGCGCCGGGGAGAACACAGCAGCGGACAUGGACAAAGAUGUUGACACCACCACAGAGACCACGCCCAUUAUCAGCAGUCAGGGACACAUUAAGACACAAAGCAGGACAUCGGAGUCCUUUCCAGAUAUGCAACUGUCCAACAUCACAAGACCACAAAGUCCGGUCCCUCUGCAGGCCCACAAAAUGUCCAGCAGCCCGCCCAAAGCUUCCUCUGUGUGGCCCAGCCUCAACACUGCACACAAGAAAGCGAUGAGCACGUUCUCCCCACCCAAGAGCAAGUGUCAGAGGAGGUACCAUAGCGUCAUCUCGGACGUGUUCGACGGGACUAUUGUGAGCUCUGUGCAGUGCCUCACCUGUGAUCGGGUGUCGGUCACGCUGGAGAACUUCCAGGACAUCUCCUUACCCAUCCCGGGGAAGGAGGACCUGGCCAAACUGCACUCCGCUACCCACCAGACAUCCCUGGUGAAAGCCGGCUCCUGCGGGGAAGUCUACGCGCCACAGGGGUGGAUUGCAUUUGUCAUGGAAUACAUCAAGAGCUGGUUCUGGGGUCCGGUGGUCACGCUACAAGAUUGUCUCGCGGCUUUCUUUGCCAGGGACGAGCUGAAAGGCGACAACAUGUACAGCUGUGAAAAAUGCAAGAAGUUACGAAAUGGAGUCAAGUUUUGCAAAAUGCAAAGUUUGCCAGAGAUUCUGUGUAUCCACCUGAAACGCUUCAGGCAUGAGCUGAUGUUCUCCACCAAGAUUGGCACCCAUGUCUCCUUCCCUUUAGAGGGCCUGGACCUGCAGCCCUUCUUAGCCAAGGACAGCUCAACACAGACUACCAACUACGACCUGCUGUCAGUCAUUUGCCACCAUGGCACUGCCAGCAGUGGCCACUACAUUGCAUACUGUCGGAACGACCUAAACAAUCUUUGGUAUGAGUUUGAUGACCAAAGCGUGACCGAGGUGUCAGAGUCUUGCGUCCAGAAUGCUGAAGCUUAUGUGCUCUUCUACAAGAAGAGCAACGAGGACGCAGUGAAGGAGCGCAAUCGGGUGUCGGGCUUGCUCAACAUGAUGGAGCCCAGCCUAUUACAGUUCUACAUUUCCCGCCAAUGGCUCAACAAGUUCAAGACCUUUGCGGAGCCGGGGCCCAUCUCCAACGAAGAUUUCCUGUGCCCGCACGGAGGUGUUCCACCCAACAAAGCAAACUACAUUGAGGAGCUGGCCGUAGUGGUACCACAGAACGUGUGGGACCACUUGUACAGCAGGUACGGGGGAGGACCUGCCGUCAAUCACCUGUAUGUCUGCAACACAUGCCAGAUUGAGGUUGAGAAACUAGAGAAGCGACGCAAAUCAGAGCUGGACAUGUUUGUCCGGCUGAACAAGGCCUUUCAGGAUGAGGAGUCUCCGGUGGUCAUAUACUGCAUCAGCAUGCAGUGGUUUCGUGAGUGGGAGGGUUUUGUCAAAGGGAAAGACAAUGAUCCACCAGGCCCCAUUGAUAAUUCCAAGAUAGCAGUGAGCAAGAUUGGCCAUUUAACACUCAAACAAGGCGCCGACUCGGGCCAAAUCUCCGAGGAGACAUGGAACUUCCUGCAUGCCAUCUACGGUGGCGGCCCACUGGUGACUGUGCGGCCCAGCGUGGUCGCCGGCCACCAGGAAGCGGACGCCUCCCACCAGUCAGAGGAAAAGAUCGAGGUGGAGACGCGCUCGCUUUAAAAACAAAAGCAAACAAAGAACAAGGCAACGAGUUAAAAAAAAAAAAAGCCUUUUUAAUUUUUUGCACCUUGAUUUGAAACGCAUUCACGCAAAAAAAAAAAAAAAAAAGGACGCCAGCAUUAACUGCUUACGCGACAACUCGCUCCAAAAAGGGAAUCAAAACUUUGUCGUGUUGUACAAAUGUGUAUAUGUUUCCAUUAGCACUGAAGUUGUCUCGUGUCACUAUUUUAAAUGUGUGCAGCUAGAUAACAACAACAAAAAAAAACACGGAAUGCCAUUUUAUUUUGAACAAAUGAGCACAUGUACCGCGUGUUUGUCAUGACACUUGUUGUACUAUAGCACUUCCACCGACGAACGUCUUAAGGUUAUGAAGGGACUAAUUAACGAGUCUGAGGAAUUUUUGUGUACUGUCGUGUAGAACAGCGCUUCUCAGCUGGUCUGGUAACCCCUUUUCUCGCAACAAAUCCUUAAAAUUAUCUAACUUUGACAGCACUUGUUGCCUCACUUUGCUCCACUCACAUUAGAUGAAGUAGACAAAAGAGCACCGCCCAUCUGUUUUGGAUGCCGUUCAAUUCCAGGUAUGGGUGUCCUUGCGACUUUUUCCUCGAAUCCAAAUAUGAUCAACAUGUCCACUCAGUUACAUGUUGCAAUGUGAAACUGGCUUUGAGGCUGAAUUUGCAAAUCAUUCACACCCUUUUUCAUGGCGUCUGUUAAAUAUACUUGUUUCCUGGUGGAACUAAUUUGGGUGAAUUCCCUAGUAGGAGUUAGAGUACUUCAGCGCCAUGGUAUCUGCCCAUAAUGGCUGUUUCAAACCAAAAUGGAUGACUUCCUGUUCAAUUCAGGAGACAUUUUCAUGCAUCCUGAUAUGGUUGACAUGUUACCCAUUUUUUUGUUGCUAGAGAAAACUCACUUGGGGUGCUGAAUUUAAAAUAAGAUCCCCUUUCUAUGGUGAUCAAAAUGAUCGGCAAACUCUGCUGCCUUGUUCUGCCCACAUCAGAUAGCAAAAAAAACCCCACCAAGUUUACGAUUUGGUGUUGCCCGUCUAUUUAGGGUACCUCCUUCAGAUUUGGGCAAAUUGCUUAGUAAAGGUUCUUUCAAGUUGCGCAAAAGUCCUUGAAUCUACCCAAAAUGGCUGCUUCAAACCAUAAUUGCCAACUCCUUGUUCAGUCCCAGAUCAUUGAGACUUAUUCAUGCGUCCUGUCAUGAUAGACAUCCACCAGAUUUCAUGUUACAAAGUAAAACUUGCUUUUGGGGCUGAAUUUUCCUUGCUCAAAACGGAUGCCGGAGCUCAGCCCACCAAAACUCUGUUGCUCACCAAAACAGCAUGACCCAUUGACGCACAUCCAGCGUGGCAUAUAAUAAACCAGUUUCCCCGUCUUUUUGACGUUUGGUUCCACCGGUUGAGAAUCGCUGCUGUUUCAACACGCAAACGGGCAUGCAGAUGUUUGAAUGUAACAAUGGUGUAUGUUGGAUUAAGAUUCAGCACUUAUUUAUCACAGACAGGGAGUUUAAAAAAAGGAUGUUAAUUUUUUUUUGUAUAAAUAUAAAAGAGUACCUGAAAUAGGACUGCAUGCUUUCAACAUUGCAAAUCUCACAACUCCUAACUGUGCACGACCUAGCCUAGCUAGACACAACACACCAGUAUA
Molecule: messenger RNA, 4577 nt
Organism: Hippocampus comes (tiger tail seahorse)
Lineage: Eukaryota; Metazoa; Chordata; Actinopteri; Syngnathiformes; Syngnathidae
Gene: usp33
Product: ubiquitin specific peptidase 33
Exons: 24
Coding region: 199-2931 (910 amino acids)
Biological process (GO): protein deubiquitination
Molecular function (GO): cysteine-type deubiquitinase activity; zinc ion binding
Source: RefSeq, a predicted model, not a curated record